Messenger RNA from Parasteatoda tepidariorum (common house spider), 4404 nucleotides. RefSeq lists its product as uncharacterized. The record is from RefSeq and is a predicted model, not a curated record. NCBI's taxonomy places the organism in Eukaryota, Metazoa, Arthropoda, Arachnida, Araneae, Theridiidae. Gene Ontology annotation, molecular function: chitin binding. Gene Ontology annotation, cellular component: extracellular region.
CAAUCCACUCUUCUAAGUCCGUUUCAUUUCCAUCUCGAGUUCUCUAACCAGCCGGACACUUGUUUUCCCUCUUCUGUGGAUUACACGAUAGAACAAAUCAUUCUCUCGUUUUAUGGAUACAAAGGCUGAUGAGAGCAAAGUUAGGGAAGGAUGAAAGGAUGCAACGUUGGCCCGACGCUCUACUGGGUACUCGUCGUCACCGUCGCUCUCCUCUACACACACUCAACUAUGGCGGGUGCUAUAACAGCUUUCAAACUCCGUAGGAAUUUCACAGCUGUGGAUAGAUUGCUGAAACCAGAAUCGAGCAUUCGUAUUCCGAGACGACUUCCGAGACCCCCUAAAUUGCUCAUCUUCAGAACGAGUACUGAAGAGGAGACCACCACAGAAGAUUACACAUCAGCAGAUGAAAGCACUACAACAAGUGAUACGUCAAAUGACGUUGAAAGUGCUUCAGACAACAGCCUGUCUGUUGUGUGGCCAUUGCGAGCUCGACCCGCCAAGAGAUUUCGUAUUCCCACUCCCACAACCCCCACGCCUCAAUUGCUUCUGAAACUCCGUCAGCCAAAGCCCACGAGGCCUGCCAUAUACAGUUUGGACGGAUUUGUGCCGAAGCCAUCCAUACAGAGGAUAGUCUCCACAGAACCUCCUUUAAAUUUCAAGAAAACUGAUCUUCAACUUCUGUCCAGUAUACCCAGAAGACGAAAGAUGAACCGCUAUAGUAAAGAAGAUGAUGACAAUGAAUAUGAGUAUGUAGGCCGGAGGAAAAAACAGGUGAGCCGUUACACGGCCUUUGCAAGGAGAGGCGUCCCUGGAGAAGACUACCCUGUCUACAAUUACAUUCCCCAGACAGAUUUCACGUGUGGGCCGCAGCCAGGCCUCUAUGCUGACCCCUUCACCGACUGCCAAGCAUGGCACAUGUGUCCAGGCGGUAAUCUUUCUCCGCGCCACAGCUUCUUAUGCCCGAAUGGCACUAUCUUCAAUCAGAAGAAGAGAAUCUGUGAUUGGUGGUACAAUGUGGACUGUAGAAAGCGUAAGGUCAGAUCUCAGAACAGUCUGGGUGAAUCCAGCUCAUAGUUGGCUUCUUUUUUUGUUUCACUUUCUGAUAUGCCAAAUACCAAGAGUUUAGAACUUUGCAUAUUUGAAUUGUUUUAUUUUACAUAUUUUAUCACUUAUUUGCAAACAAUGUAAAAUAUAGUGUUGUGUUUGUUAUUGUCAGAAACUAUGCACAUGUGUGUGUGUGAAAACUCGCUUCAUAAGCUGUAUUACGAAGUACAAACUUGUACUUGUUUGUUAGGUCAUUCAGUCUGAAAUGCCUCUUUUUUUUCUUCUUUUUUCUUAAUUGACUUUUUCGGGAAAAUGGUAAUCACUGACCCAAGUAAAUAAAUUUUAAUAUCCUUUUCAAAAACCAAUGCAAACAAAAUAUAGACCUCAGGAAUCAUAUUUAAUCCAAACCCAAAGACAUUAUCAAAAUGAGACGGAUCAUUAUCGAGUAAAAUAAAAAAAUCAAUAUCAAACGUACCUUUUAAUACCUUUUAAGAAAAAAUUCAAUCUGCUGGUUAAACAACCUCCAUCAACUUGUAACGUAUAUCUAAACAAAAAGAAAAAAGAAGAAAAAAUAAUAUUUAAUAACUUUUGUUCUAAUGAUUUUGUUUUAACUGACUAAUUGUCAAUCUUAGUAGUUUGAAGAAUUUAACCCUCAGAUAUGCUAAUUGAUGAGGGCUAAUAUAAUAAUAGUGCUAUUAAUAAGUAAAGAAAUAAAACACAAAAAUAAACUUCCCCUGAAUACUGUUAUAAAAAUUUACAAGGUAAUAGUAGUUGCAACUUCAUCCACAAGCGUUAUUUUUCUAAUGUUGUUUCAAUAUCUUCUUUAGUAAAGUGGUUUUCAGGAAAUCUAAUCACCGUUAAGUAAAGUCUACAAAAAAUUUUUUUUGAAAGAUAGUGUAGUUUCAAUAAAAAUAAAGACUUAAAAUGUGCUAUUAAAACAUUAUUUAGUGUAUUAAAGUAGAAUUAAUUAUCACAAAAGUUAAGCUAAGGAAAUAUCCAAUCACAUUUUUAAAUAAAAAAGCUGGGAAAAAAAUCUGUUUGAAGCUGUAAGAGUAAAAACAAUAGCAAAUUUAAAUUAGGGAAAGCGCUAAACAGCUCCCCAAGAAAUUCGUCAUCAAAUAAAUUAAAAAAAUUCUGUAAUUAAAUUGAUAUAGACCAAGAGAGAAACAGGAAUGCAAAACAGGAGUUUCUUUAAAUAACUGAUUAACGAAGUGUAAUUCAUGUCUCGAAGUCCCAUUUAGAAAGAAUUAAUAUCAUUUGCUGAAAGAAAGCAAAAAAACAAAGAGAAAAAAAAUCAUACCAAGGAAAAAGAAUAUUACAUUUUAAAAAAACUUUAAAUCGAAAUAGAAAUAAAUAGAAAAUAAACAAAUAAUAUAAUAUUUUUAUGUAUUUUUCGUUUAAACUAAAUUGAAUUUCUAUAAAUUGAAACAUUAAUAUGCAAAUAUUUAAAAAUACACUUAUAUUAACUUUUCAUUGUGGUCAAUUUUUUCUGAUUUUCAGAUUAUCUGUAGUUUUUAUAUUCCAUACAUAUUUUUAUUACCUCAUAUAUUCUUUUAAAAAAAAUUGAAAUGACAGGCAUAUCUUUCUCAAAGACCUAACAACAAAAACGGAGAGAGAAAAAACUUUUGUAACACGAAAAUUUUGAUUUGGUUUUAAUUUCUCUAAAUGUUGUAUAUUCUAUGAAAACUAUUAUUUAUUUAAAAAUUUAUGGCUUUAUUUUUGUUAUCAAUCGUCGAACAAUUAAAUAAUUGACUUGACUUUAGAGGCAAAUUCUACUCAUUCACUUCUGAGACCCCCAAUAGAUUGAAAAGUAAGAAUUUUUAUUUUUAUUUUGUUUCUAUUAAAAAGUGGAUUGUUGAUGUAAAAAUAUAAUUACAUUUACCGAAGUUUUAAAUGACAAUGAAAAAAUAUAUUCAACAGUUUUAUGGACAGUUUUAUGGCCUAUAAAUAUUUCAUUAUUGGAGUCUAGGGGAUUUGGUUUCACUAUCAAAAUGAGAACAUUAUAAAAAUAUUCUGCAAUAUGACAAAAUGCAAAAAAUUGAAUUUUAUCAUUUCUUAUUUAACAAUCAAAAAAGGAAAAAGUUACUAAUUUUUUUUAAAUAUUGUAUCGUAUUUAUGAGUAAUAAUAUGCAUUGCACUAAAUGUGUUAAGUACAUAUUUUAAAACCAGGGCUUCCCAAACAUUUUUCCAUUUGACGUCACUUUAAUAAUAUUUUACAUAUUUAAGCUAUUUGUCUGUUUUAAAAGAAACACGGUCAUUUCCUUGGAAUGUAUAAUUUAAAAUUGAAACUUUUCUUAGGGCGCUUAAACUGUGUCUUUUUCAUUUAAAUUGGUGAAAGAACUACGAAAAACGGCCUUGCUUUUAGAGUAAAGUUCUGGAGAGUUGUUUCAAAUGAAGCGGGUAUUUUCUUCUGUUAUCUACCACUUUAGCUUAAAGCAAAUAUUCGACAAUCUUUUUUAAAAAAAUUUGAAAAUUACAAACAACGUUACUGCAGUAAAACAUAGAAUUUUCUUAAGACAACAUACCGCUCGGCAAACUGUAUCGAGUUUAAGCAAUUAAAGUUACACUGCAGUAGCUAAAACUGAAAUUGCUAGAAAUUUAUUAUAAAAAUACUACCAUUAUUCAAAAUGACACCAUAAAAAUAACAAGAGGAUAAUUAAAGUAUAAAUAUAGAUUUUUAAAUAGUAAAUUUUGGUUGAUAUAGAUUUUUAAAUAUUAUAUUUUGAUCGAUAGAAGCGUCUUCUUACUCAUCGAUGAUCGCUUCAUAACAAAAUUAUCUUAAACUCAUUUUAUUAUUUUAAAACAAUGACUUUUCUUUUCAAAAUGAUACUAAACACUAUUGCGUUCAUAUGAUGCCAUCAAACUUCUUUUUUCCUUCAAAAUGAUACAAAAUGCUAUUAAGUCAAAAUGGUGAACGUCUUGAAAAAAUUAUUUUUCCAUUCAAAAGUAUACUAUUGUGAUCAAAGGGUGAAUACCAGUAAAUAUUUUUUUUUCUAGAUGAGACUUAAUUUAUUAUUUGUUAUUUCUAUUUAUGCGGUAAUAAACCUAAAAAAAUAUUAACUUUUUUUCUUUCGUCCAUAUCCUACCCAUGAAAACUUUAAGUGUAUAUACUUUUAAUUUAUUGGAUGAUGCAAUCUUGGUGAAUUAUUGCCAAUCUCGAAUUAUUAACUUUUCAUUACCUCAAUAAAAUUGAAACGUUGUAAUUUCUUCGAACACACUAUUGUUGUUAUCGUUUGUUAUUUUAUUAAAUAUUUUUAUGUUGAUUAUUGGUGUAACAUUUGUACAUAUUUUGGUUGUGAUGUUUUUUUAUGUGCUUCCAUGUUUUAAGAAUAUUUUCAAUAAAUCCUUUUACCUUUUCAA